Paramecium sonneborni is the source of this 1454-nucleotide messenger RNA. The record is from the annotation of a GenBank genome assembly. Lineage: Eukaryota; Ciliophora; Oligohymenophorea; Peniculida; Parameciidae.
AUGAAUUAACCAAUAAAAUAACCAAAAUAGGUUAGGUAAAGGAUUGAAAUAAUAUUAAUAGGGUUUAAUGAAGUGAAAAAUACCUAAUAAAUAUAAAAUAAUAAGUCUCAGAUUUAAUAGGAAUUGUUGAAAUAUAAAAUUUAAUUGAGGAAUAAAAACUUGGAAUUUUGGAAUUCCAAUUAUUAAUAAUAAAAAAUAAGAAUAAUGAAAGAAGCAACUGUUAUGCCUUUGAAAGAAAAGAAUGAAACAAAUAGGGUAACAAUUAGUUUUAAGAAUCUAAUUUAUUAAGUGUCUGUAAAGAAUCCUAAAGGAGUGUUAGAAAAUAGAACAAUUUUGAAUAGUUUAUCAGGACUUUGUUAUCCAGGUUAAGUAACAGCUAUAUUGGGUGCAUCUGGAGCAGGGAAAACAUCUUUACUUAAUAUUUUAGCAAAAAGAAUCUGCCGAUAAAAUAAUAUAUCUUUAUAAGGAGAGAUAUAAGCAAAUGGAUAACCUUAUAAUAGUGACUAGUUUGCAUAAUUUUCAUCAUAUGUUAUGUAGAAUGAUGUUCUUUUUGGAACAUUAACAGUAAGGGAAACAUUUGAAUUCGUAGCAAAUUUAAAGUAUGCUGAUCCAUAAUAGAAAGCAGAGAAAGUAGAUUAUGCAAUAAAGACUUUAAAGUUGGAACGUUGUUAAAAUACAUUAGUAAAGAUUUAAAUUAAUAUUGAAAGAUUGGUAAUGCUCUAAUAAAGGGAAUUUCAGGUGGAGAGAGAAAAAGAACCUCAAUAGGAGUAGAAUUGGUUAGCGAUCCCUAUUGUAUAAUGUUAGAUGAACCAACAUCUGGACUUGAUUCAUUUACAGCUUUUGUUAUAAUGUAAAAAUUUUAAUGAAUGAUUGAAUAGUAAUUUAUUAAAAAAACUAGCUCAUAGUUCUGAUAGAACUAUAGUUUUUACAAUUCAUUAACCAAGUGCAGAUAUUUAUAUGUUAUUUGAUUAAGUGAUGCUUUUAGUACAUGGAAAAUUUAUUUAUUAAGGGAAGAGAGAUAAAAUGGUUGAAUAUUUUAAAAGCAUUGGUUUUGAUUGUCCAGCUCAUUCUAAUCCUUUAGAUUAUUUAAUGAGUAUCAUGCAUCAUGAAGACUUAAAUCAUCCACAUUAUUAGACAUUGUUUAACAAUUAUACAAUAAAUAUUUAUCAAUAGACUAUACAAUAAUCAAUUUUAGAAUUAAAUCUUAAAUCAAAUAGAAGAAAUCUAAAAAUAAACUAUAUAAAGACAAACAAUCUAAACAACAUUCUCAUUUUAAGUGAAAGAAAUUUUUAGAAGAGGAAUGAUUAAUAUGAAAAGGGAUAAAGUUCUUGUUAGAGGUAGAAUAAUCAUGACUAUAUUUAUUGGAUUAUUAAUUGGAGGAAUAUUUUGGACUGCUGGAAGUGAGCCAGGUUAUAAAGGAAUUUAAAGCACUAUUGGAGUUUUAUUCUUUUUAG